This is a messenger RNA of Bactrocera dorsalis (oriental fruit fly), 3435 nucleotides long. Its product is annotated as protein RCC2 homolog. The transcript has 5 exons. Bases 263 to 1705 code for a protein of 480 amino acids. The record is from RefSeq and is a predicted model, not a curated record. Lineage: Eukaryota; Metazoa; Arthropoda; Insecta; Diptera; Tephritidae.
AUUUGAACUAGGGAUAAUCAUAAUGGCGUUGUUAACAUUCAAUUAUUAGCGACGUUUGAGAGGGUGAUGCUUGAUUUUCGUUGUAGCGUCGCUUUGUUCAGUAAAGUUUAGCAAAAGUUGGGCUUCAACUUUGGAGGAAGUAAUACGUUAAAUGACAAUACAUUAACAAAGUGAUUGGUUAUAGCAGUUAUUAUUGUUCUCUUGUUUUCACUAUUUUGGAAUCUAGUCCUCUGAAAAAAUAACGAUAGACGUGUAUUCCAUUAUGUCUGCGAAACGUAAAGUUGGCGGAAGUGGUAAUGGGCCUAACAAGCGCCGCCCUAAGAAACAGGAGAUUGAAGAGGACUUUAGUGAUGCUUCUAGUGACGAAGCCCAAUCUACCUCAAACCAAGUGGAAGUUUUAAUUCCCAAUGACGAUUUGGAACCACCUACCAAGUUACCCGAAGAUCUUCUGUUAUCUCUAGAUAAGACUCCGGGCAAAUUGUUGAUUGCUGGAAUGGUAACAUGGGAUUUAACAGGAAAACGGGAUCGGAAAAAUGUAGUGAAAGUGCGCCCUAAUCUUUAUAAUUUUCAUCGUUUUUCUGAUGAAAUGUACCGCUACUGUGCUACUGGUCCAAGCUCCGCUCAUACACUACUUAUUAAUAUGGAUCGCAAAGCUCUAGCCUUUGGUCGCAAUCCUUCAGGACAGUUAGGUUUAUCCGAUGUAAAAAUAUGUGAAACUCCUACGCUGGUUCCAGGAUUAGAGAAAUUUAAUAUUGUCCAAGCUGCAUGUGGUCGACAUCAUUCCCUCUUUUUGACUGACACAGGUAGAGUUUACGCCUGUGGUGAAAAUAAGUCUGGCCAAUGUGGUAUUGGAAACACACUUCCAGUAGUAAAUAAGCCAACUCCGAUAAAUUAUGUGGGAUAUCCAAUUAUUCGCAUUGGUUGUGGGGCUGAAUUUUCCGUGAUCCUCGAUAUUAAAGGAAAUUUGUAUACAUUUGGUUUACCUGAAUAUGGCCAGCUGGGGCAUAACACAGACGCAAAAUACUUUGUUAAUGCCAACAAAUUGUCAUUCCACUUUGAAACAUCGCCUAAAAAGGUUGUAUUAUAUAUUGAAAAGAAUAAGGAAGGACACGUUACACCCGUGGACAAUGUUCAAGUUGUGGAUUUUGCUUGCGGCAAUAAUCAUACGGUGGCAAUUGACUCGAAGAAGCGCGUGUAUAGUUGGGGAUUCGGUGGUUUUGGUCGUUUGGGCCAUGCUGAGCCAAAAGAUGAAAUGGUACCCCGUUUAAUUAAAUAUUUUGACACUCAAGGCCGUGGUGCCCGUAAUGUAUACUGUGGUGCAACUUUUAGUCUCAUUGUCAAUGAACUAGGUGUCCUUUUCUUAUUUGGACAAAACAAAAAGACUGGAGAAGCAAAUAUGUACCCAAAACCUGUGCAGGAUUUAUCGGGUUGGAACAUCACCGAUAUUGGUUGUGGAAACACUUCUAUUAUUAUUUCCGCUGACGAUACCUUAAUCGCAUGGGGUGCUUCUCCAACUUAUGGUGAAUUAGGCCUUGGUGAAUUCCAAAAGUCUUCGACUAUUCCUAAGGAGGUGCCCAAAAUGGAUAAUAUAAAAAUACCUCAGGUUGCUGUUGGUUAUUCUCAUACCGUUUUACUUGUUGAUACUGAUCACGAGCCAACAAAACUCAAGUAUGAAAAACUGCCAGAAUAUACCAUCGAUAAUUGAACAGAGUAAAUUUGAUUGUAGUUGUUGACCUUCAUACUACCCCUCAUGCAUUUAUGAUAGAAAUAUUAGCUCGGUGAUAAUUUUACAUCGCGCCUUGAGAGUUUAAAGAAGUAAUUGAAUACAAAUAAAUAUUAAUAAAGUAGAUAUAUUUACAUGUAAGUAGAUUUACUAAGUUCCCGGCCGCAACGUUAUUUGUACAUUCGUAAAGCAUAAUAUCAUACAAUUUUUGGCAUUUGUAUUUCCUGCAUUUCUAAUAUCUACAUUUAAAAAACGGGUUUGUAAAAGAUGUUCGAUAAAUCUGCAGUAAAUUUUCUUUCAUAUCGGAAUCUACUACAUACUUGUUUAGAAGUAAGUUUAAUAAAGUUAAGAAUCAGUGUCACUGUUUUAUAUUUAUUUUUUUACUAUUGGGCGUACAUAUUUAUAUUUUGCCACUAUGAUGCAGUAUUGUAUUAUACCUAAUAGAAACAUAUAUACAAGAAUAUUUGGAAAAUAAAUUAACAACUUUUUUCGAAAUAUUUAUAAUUGUGAUUCUAGUAAAAAUUUUUAAAAAGUGGAUUGUAAUACUAUACUUUUUUCGGAAACAUAUGUUUGAGUUUUAUUCAUCCUUGGUUAAUUGUCUUUUAAGUUGCCAACAACGUUUCUUUGUCCUUUCCCUAUGUUCUGACGGCUUGCGAUUUAAAGAUUUUGCUGCGGCAAAAGUCUCACCUAAAUUUUAGGAUUAUUGGCAGUCAGAUUCUUGAUGCCAUCGACUCGAAUAUUAUGGUCAAGUCUCAAAUACCCGAUGUGUGGAAAUGCGGAAGAGUGGUCCCACUACUGAAACUUGGAAACCCCGCCAAAAGAGGAGUCCUAUCGUCCGAUAACUCUCUCACCCGGGGGUCUAUUCUGUAUCUCGAUUCUAUUCGGAUCUACUUUAUAAUUAUGCGAAAGUUGUACCCCAUGUGCCAGAAUAAAUACGUACAAUAUUCGGCAUUUUCUGCUGGGGUGUUUUCGCAGAAAUCAUUCCUGUCACCUGUUUGGAGCGGAAUUGAAUAAAUAUGCGUCACAAAAAUUUAAUGAGUAAUUUUAUGCUACAGCAUCAGAACUUAGCAAAUGAUCACCCCUAUCAUGCAUUUCGAUUACGUUCCCGCUCUACGCUCCGCCGGAGUCGAAAUUAGGUAUCAUGCGUUACGAUUGGAUUGAAAGAAGAAGAGGAAGAGCUAUAACUCUUUCGAAAUCAGCUGUUUGCUUUGAAAUAUGUGAAACUGGAACAUCACAAAGCAAAAAUGCACAAAUUACUGCUGUUCAAAGAAAAUAAAUAAAAGUAAAAUUUUUAUAUUGUUAUUAUUUUUAUUAAACGUAACUAUGGAAUCUUUAUCCGCGGCGAUAUUACUGGUUGAGGAGGAGAGCAGCGCAUCUCAGAAUGCUGGGAUGAGAAUUGAAAGAAGAAGAUUACGAGAUAUGUGCUAUCCCUUCCAGAUGAAUGACGGGCUGUAAGUAAUUGCACGUGAAAGUAGACAUUUUUCUUACAAUUUGUUUACUUAUUUAGAUUCAGAAAAACUUUCGUCUGAAUAAGGACGCAUGUCCUAGAUACGUUUGCGGAAGAAACGACGGCAAGUAAAUUUGAUGCUACCUCUUUCCAAAAAGCCUGCACAUCUUCCUUAGGACGCUGGUGGAAACCGUUGGCUAUAUCUAGCUUACUCUCCAUCAUAUCUGCCAAUUUUCCAUAUUGCUCUGGUGUUGUUGUUUUUGAC